Mycosarcoma maydis (corn smut) is the source of this 615-nucleotide messenger RNA. RefSeq lists its product as uncharacterized. The record is from RefSeq and is a predicted model, not a curated record. Gene Ontology annotation, biological process: 'de novo' protein folding. Gene Ontology annotation, cellular component: endoplasmic reticulum; endoplasmic reticulum membrane. NCBI's taxonomy places the organism in Eukaryota, Fungi, Basidiomycota, Ustilaginomycetes, Ustilaginales. Bases 1 to 615 code for a protein of 204 amino acids. The transcript has a single exon.
AUGUUGAGGCUGUUGAUCUCCUCAAUACUCGCGGUUGCGAGCUUGCUCGCAGGCGUCUCUGCGCAGACGUACGGCAUUGGCAUGCCCAACAACGUCACAUCCCUGCAAGGCACAUGGAGCACGGGCUCCGGUGACGUCCUCACAGGUCUUAACUUCUACGACCCGGUCAACAACUCGUUCAUCUACCCUGCCACCGCAGGGCAGUCGUACAGCUUCACCAACGACGGCUACUGGGAACAGGCGCUGUAUCUGUAUAACACCAAUCCAGCCAAGCCAAACUGCGUCUCGGCACAACUCAUCUGGCAGCACGGGACCUACAUUCUCAACAACAACAAUACGCUCACGCUCAACAUCUUCAAAGGUGAUGGCCGUCAGCAGGUAUCGGAUCGGUGUGCCGAAAACUCCAACUACGUGCAGUCGUACGACCAGGUCGAAAACAUGCAGGGCUUUGAGAUCCACCUGGACACGCACUUUAACACGCCCAUGUAUUCUUUACUGCUCUAUUCGUACGACGGUAGCCCGAAACCCCUCAUGUGGCAGAGGUUUAACCCUCCUCAGAUGCUGCCCACACAAGCUUUGCACGAAGAGGUGAUUGGAGAGCUCAACUCGUCCUAG